CUCAAUUCCACCUUGCGCCGUCUCUUCUUCGACCGCAGACUCAGUCUUGCCUGCCAUCAGCCAAGCUCGUAUUUCUUGAUCCAGAAUAGCUUCCUGCGCGAUAUAGCGAUAUGGCGGCCCCUCGGAUUCGAUUUGCCCCGGUAAAAUGCGGCCCCACCACAGAUAUCACCACCGCCACUAUCACCACAUCCGUCUCAGGUGAUGGCAGUUCCAAGCCAGCCCGCCGAAUCAGACGCUCGGCAGGAAAGAGUCGAUCUGGCUGUCGAGAAUGCAAGACUCGCCGAGUCAAAUGCGAUGAAACGUUCCCCGUUUGUUUACGCUGCCAACGGCGGGGCGAACUCUGUUCGUCGGUUCCUCGACCUGACCAGUGGCAAAUGGAACUCCCUUGGCUAUCUGCUCUUGGCAUGAAUCCACCCGCCAGUUUCACUUGGGGUCCCUUUCAUCACAUCUCGUUCAUGAACAAGAAGCUAUUGCAACAGUGGCUCGAAACAACAAGCCGCAUCAUGGUGGUGGACCAUGGCCAGAAUCCACUAUCCUUUCCUAUUCUCACCCAUCUCUCCAACGCUCCUUCACUCGCGCAUAUCAUCCAGAGCAUUAGCGCCGCCUAUCAACACUUUUUCCAACAUUCCAAACUCAAUCUAUGUCUCGAGGAAAGAAGCAAAGCAAUGUCUACACUACGUACCGAGCUGCAGCAUGGUGGAAGACCGCUUAUGCCAUAUCUUUUAACGACCUAUCUUCUGGGGAUCUCAUCGUCAUUUAUUGAUGAGGAUUUUAUUGACUACGGCAAGGAGCAUUUCUUUGCUUUCCGUCAGAUGCUCGAAUUGAUACUUGCGGACCCAGAGGCGAGAACUGACCCAUUGAUGCGCUUCGUCGUGGGGGCAUACGUGUAUUGGAGUUUGACAUGCUCAACCCUGGUUGACCCUGCUGAGCGAGAACCCCCGAGUACCUCACAAUUAGAUGAGUAUAUCAUAAAUAUGGGAGACAAUCGGCAUCCAAUCACGGGUUCUUACACCAAGCUGUUUUAUCUGCUGGGAAAGUUAGGGAGGCACUGUAGAGCUGUGGUCGAGGGUGGCUACCGUGAUGCUCCACUGGAACGGACAUUUGAGCAGCAACUAUUACAAUGGACACCUUCUGGAGAUGAUAUUCCCUGGGAUACGACUGCGGAUGCCUUUAGAUACCAUGGCCUUUUGAUGCUAAACCGGAUAUGUGGCCAAAACGCGGACGCAACUUCCCCACAGGAUCAUGCCUAUACCUUUUCGAUUGAUAAUGAGUUGAAGAUCAAGGAAUACGCUACUCAAACCAUCAAAAGUCUCUCUUCUAUACCGGUAGAUUCACCUUUGAUAGUACUACAGCCGAUUCCACUGAUGACAGCUGGCGCUGAGCUGACUGAAGACGACGGACUACUCCGGGGAAUAGUCAUCGGCAGGUUCCAAGCUCUCUCUUCGUUCAACAGACUGCCCGCAAACUUACGAGCCACUCAGCUUCUGCAAGAAGUGUGGGAACUUAAAGAUAUGGGUGUUGGUAUCUCUUGGCUCGAGUUAAUGUUGCUUAAGAACUGGAGACUGAGGCUUGGGUGAGAGCAUGUAAUCAGAAGAUAUAUUCUGGAAAUCUGGAGAUCCGGUAUAUCAACCUCUUGCAUUAUUUUGAG
Molecule: messenger RNA, 1648 nt
Organism: Ilyonectria robusta
Lineage: Eukaryota; Fungi; Ascomycota; Sordariomycetes; Hypocreales; Nectriaceae
Product: fungal-specific transcription factor domain-containing protein
Exons: 1
Coding region: 111-1577 (488 amino acids)
Biological process (GO): positive regulation of transcription by RNA polymerase II
Cellular component (GO): nucleus
Molecular function (GO): transcription cis-regulatory region binding; zinc ion binding; DNA-binding transcription factor activity, RNA polymerase II-specific
Source: RefSeq, a predicted model, not a curated record